Dioscorea cayenensis subsp. rotundata (Guinea yam) is the source of this 1185-nucleotide messenger RNA. RefSeq names its product receptor-like protein EIX1. The coding region runs from base 1 to 1185 and encodes 394 amino acids. NCBI's taxonomy places the organism in Eukaryota, Viridiplantae, Streptophyta, Magnoliopsida, Dioscoreales, Dioscoreaceae. Gene Ontology annotation, molecular function: protein binding. The transcript has a single exon. The record is from RefSeq and is a predicted model, not a curated record.
AUGUCUGGAGGACUUCCCCAAUGCGGGAAACAAACAUCAAGUUUGGCAAUUCUUGAUUUGUCCAACAACAAUUUAAUGGGCAGCAUUCCUAAUGGUAUUGUAUCUCUUCCCAGUCUCCGUUCUUUGCAUUUGGAAAGAAAUGGCUUCUCGGGAAAUCUCCCUUUGUCCUUGAAAAAAGUCAACCAAUUGGUAGUUCUUGAUAUUGGUGAAAACAAGCUUUCUGGAAUAAUACCUUCAUGGAUUGGCAGUCUUGUCUCAUUAGUAGUCCUUCGUUUGAGAUCAAACUUGUUUGAAGGUUCAAUACCAGAGCAAUUAAUAAAACUCGCAUCUCUCCGGGUUCUGGACCUUGCACAGAACAACCUCUCAGGUGUUAUUUUUCCUCAUUCUUUUGGAGGUUUUAAAGCCAUGGUCGAAAGUCACACUGAAAGACCGAAAGUCCUGAUUUCCAAAUAUAAUCAAGUAGGCAUUUUCAGUAAUGCUUCAUAUUUUGGUGGAUUUUCGUCGACAUAUAAUUACUUGGAGUCUCUGGUGAUAAGUGCAAAGGGGCAGCAAACAGAAUACACAAAAGUGCUUUUUCUGGUCACUAGCAUUGACUUGUCAUCCAACAGGCUUUCUGGUAAAUUCCCUGAUGAAUUGACAUCACUUCAUGGAUUGAUUUUCUUGAAUCUUUCUGAUAAUCUUUUCAAUGGAAAGUUACCAAAAAACAUUGGUGACAUGAAUCAGCUAGAGUCACUCGAUCUAUCAAUCAAUAAUUUCUCUGGAAUCAUUCCUCCGAGCAUAUCUUCUCUGACUUUUCUUGGUCAUCUGAACUUAUCACACAAUAAGUUGUCAGGGAAAAUUCCAUCAGGCAAUCAACUUCAGACAUUAGAUGCAUCGGCUUUCUAUUACAACGAUGGUCUUUGUGGAUUUCCUCUAAGAAAUUGCACCAGUGAGACUCCUGCUCAAGGCCCUUUACAUGGAGGAAAUCAAGACGGGAAUCAAGAUUGGUUUGAUAACUUGUGGUUUUACAUAGGCCUCGCAUCAGGAUUCAUUGUUGGCUUCUGGAUGAUCAUUUUGUUCAUCAUGAUGAAAAAAUCAAGAAGAAUUUCUUAUUUCCAAUCCAUAGACAAGGUUUAUGAUUGGAUUUAUGUGAAGUUGGUGAUAUACUCCAGGAGACUGAAAUCAAUACUUACAAGGAGGAACUAA